Messenger RNA from Gekko japonicus, 1944 nucleotides. RefSeq names its product leucine rich repeat containing 4B (gene LRRC4B). Gene Ontology annotation, cellular component: plasma membrane. The record is from RefSeq and is a predicted model, not a curated record. Lineage: Eukaryota; Metazoa; Chordata; Lepidosauria; Squamata; Gekkonidae. Gene Ontology annotation, molecular function: protein binding. Bases 1 to 1944 code for a protein of 647 amino acids. The transcript has a single exon.
AUGGCCACCCGCCGCUGCACUCGGAAGCCUUUGCUGGCACCCGGAGUCUCUAGGAUGGUCUGGAAGCAUCUGGUCCUCUUUUUCCUCUGGCUGCCGUCGCUCGUCUGGGGCGGCGCCUCCCCCACCUCUUGCCCGGCCGCCUGCUCCUGCAGCAACCAAGCCAGCCGGGUCAUCUGUACGCGCCGGGAGUUGGUGGAGGUCCCCGAGAGCAUCUCGAUCAACACGCGGUACCUCAACCUGCAGGAGAACAACAUCCAGGUUAUAAAGACUGACACUUUCAAGCACCUUCGUCAUCUCGAGAUCUUGCAGCUCAGCAAGAACCUGAUCCGUAAGAUCGAGGUCGGGGCCUUCAAUGGGUUGCCCAACCUCAACACGCUGGAGCUCUUCGACAACCGGCUGACCACCGUUCCCACUCAGGCCUUUGAGUACCUCUCCAAGUUGAGGGAGCUGUGGCUGAGGAACAACCCCAUCGAGAGCAUCCCUUCAUAUGCCUUCAACCGAGUCCCUUCCCUGCGCCGCCUGGACCUCGGGGAACUCAAGAAGCUGGAGUACAUCUCCGAGGCAGCCUUUGAAGGCUUGGUCAACUUGCGCUACCUGAACCUGGGCAUGUGCAACCUCAAAGACAUCCCGAACUUGACGGCCUUAGUGAGGCUGGAGGAACUGGAGCUAUCUGGGAACCGCCUGGACAUGAUCAGGCCCGGUUCUUUCCAAGGGCUGACCAGCCUGCGCAAGCUGUGGUUGAUGCACGCUCAGGUGGCCACCAUCGAACGCAAUGCCUUCGACGACCUCAAGUCCUUGGAGGAGCUCAACCUCUCUCACAAUAACUUGAUGUCCUUGCCGCAUGAUCUCUUCACCCCCUUGCAUCGCCUGGAGCGGGUCCAUCUCAACCACAACCCUUGGCACUGCAACUGUGACGUCUUGUGGCUCAGCUGGUGGCUCAAAGAGACCGUGCCCAACAACACCACUUGCUGCGCCCGCUGCCAUGCGCCGCCAAACCUCAAAGGGCGGUAUAUCGGAGAGUUGGAUCAAAGCCAUUUCACCUGCUAUGCCCCCGUUAUAGUAGAGCCUCCCACUGACCUUAACGUAACAGAGGGGAUGGCGGCCGAGCUGAAAUGCCGGACGGGGACUUCCAUGACUUCAGUCAACUGGCUGACGCCCAAUGGAACGCUGAUGACACACGGUUCUUACCGAGUGCGCAUCUCAGUCCUUCAUGAUGGCACACUCAACUUCACCAACGUGACGGUCCAAGACACAGGGCAGUACACCUGCAUGGUGACCAAUUCAGCAGGGAACACCACGGCUUCGGCCACGCUCAACGUCUCGGCUGUAGAUCCAGCCACCACAGGUUACACCUACUUCACUACGGUGACUGUGGAGACCAUGGACUCAGGCCAAGACGAGGCCACCCCUGCUAAGAAGGAUCCCGGUCCGACGCCGUCCCAAGGCUGGGGCAUGACUUACUCCACCACCUCGCUGACGCCCCGCAGCACCCGCAGCACCGAGAAGCCGUUCACCAUCCCGAUCACCGAUGUGACGGAGAGUGGCAUGAAGGACCUGGACGACGUCAUGAAGACCACCAAGAUCAUCAUCGGCUGCUUCGUGGCCAUCACCUUCAUGGCCGCCGUCAUGCUCAUCGUCUUCUACAAGCUCCGCAAGCAGCACCAGCUCCACAAGCACCAUGGGCCCACCCGCACCAUCGAGAUAAUCAACGUCGAAGACGAGCUGCCCGCCGCAGCCGGGGGCCCCGGCGACAGCCACCUGUCGCUCCCCGCCAUCGAGCACGAUCACCUCAACCACUACGCUGCUUUCAAGGCGCACUACAAUAACAACAGUGGCGGCGGACCCCUGACCUGUGGCUCCAAGAACCCCAUGCUCAAUUCCAUCCAUGAACCUCUCUUGUUCAAGAGCAGCUCUAAAGAGAACGUCCAAGAGACACAAAUAUGA